AUGUUAGCAGGAAGGGCGACCGCAUUGGUCGGUGCAGGCACGCAAGGUCGACGGCUCGCUUACAUGGCAAAACAACUUUCCGACAGUGUCAAGUACAUUGACCAACUUCGGGCUGCCUCUCAGAAUCCAAGCCAACGAUGGGGCGAGAUUAAAACGUUUACCUCGGACUCGUUACCGGAGGGGUUGAAGGAUACGUGGUUGGUCGUAGAGUGCGUACCGGAGAGGCUGGAGCUCAAGCGACAAAUGAUCACGAAACUCGACGAGCUGGCAGCCCCCGAGACUAUCAUCGCAUCCAACUCGAGCAGUUAUAGCAUUUCCGAAAUCAUUGGUGGCCUGAAAUUGCCCCAUGAGCGACGCAUUCUCAGUGCUCAUUGUUACUGGCCUCCGGAGACUUCUGCUAUCGAACUCAUGGGUCAUGCAAAUACUGAUCCUGCAAUCAUUCCACUCCUCAUGGAGCAAUGUCGGGAUCAUGGCUUCAGUCCAUUCCAUGUGAAGAAAGAUUCCAUGGGCUACAUAUACAACAGGAUUUGGGCCGCAAUCAAACGAGAAGCAUUGCUCACGGCGGCAGAGGGUGUGGCUACUCCGGCGGAGAUUGAUGCCAUUUUCAAAGACGUUCUGAAGACGCCGAAAGGCCCCUUUGAGCAGAUGGACGUGGUUGGGCUCGACGUUGUGCUCAACAUCGAGGAGCAUUAUGCAGAAAAGCGAAAGGAUGUUCCUCCUGAGCCUCGCCAAUAUCUCCAGCAAUUCGUCAAAGACGGCCUUCUCGGUGUCAAAAGCGGGAAGGGGUUUUAUGAGUAUCAAAGCUCGACGACCUAUGAGUGGGGCUGGGCUUCGGCUCAACUAUCACAGCCUCUGCUAAUCCAACCUCAUCUGACCCCAGAACCGGUCAGUGCUGUUGAACGCCAAUGGCUUCAUACCAUAUACGAGGGGGCGUUUGAAACCAUCUUUGGAUCUUGGAUGGGCCGCCACAGCAACCCUUUUGCCGAACUCGACAGACACAUCGACGAAGAGGACGCUGUGGCCAACACAACAUCGGAACCUGGAGCUUCACCAGAUCUUGCCAGGCACGAGAAAGAUACACAACUCAACCAGUUCCUUGACCAUGCCGUCCAGUCUUUCGCCGCUCGCUGGCUACCUCUGACGCAGCAACAUAGUUUGCCAGGGCUAUCCCAGGCAGACAUCGUUUGUCGUCUCUGGCGCCGUGCGCACACAGACAUGCUCAAAGUCAUCAACAGACCUUCUUAUCGAUCUAUGUUGACUCUGCUAUUGUUUGCCCUGACACCCAUCCCGGUGGGCAUAUCUGAAGAAGAAGAACUUGAAGGAGUAUCGGGACAAGUCUGCGUUCACGCAGCACUGCAGCAGAUUCAGACACUUCGUGCACGUCAAAAGAGCCUGCAAUUCAACGGAACAAGAGUCAACCUCACCAACUCGAACCGACCCAUUGGAGCCAGUCCUGCCUCACUUGCCACCGCUAAUUUUAUUAUCGCCGAGAGUACUGCGUAUUGGGCAGCUCUGACAUUCGACACCUCUGCCUCUUUAACCUUGAAUUGCCGGCCAUUGCUAUCGUCUGGGCUUUUUGGAUUUGAGUCUGAGCCAUCCUGGCGUAUGGUGCAGACCUGUAUUGGUAUCUUCCGCGAAACGACGAGAGAUUGGAGCAAUCUUGAUGUCGACCUAACAGACGAGAAAGCAAAUCAAGUCAUAGCGGCUGGAGCAGCAUGGAAGUUGCUGGUCUGGAAACUGACUGCCAAUCUGAAAGAAUCUCUGCGAGAUGGUCACGAUGAGGCAGAGGUACUCAGGGCCUUCAGCUCCGUGUCCAACGCCAUCGAUCAAUUCAACAUCACGUACCGAGAGUUGCUCAUCGCGUGUCAGCGGCGGAUACAGUUCUUCAACCAAGAAACGAGACUUCGCUGGUAUGAACUCAUGCUGCACUAUAAUUUGGCGAUUUUGAUGGUCACUGAUAUUGCGACUGCAACACUACGGGAGGACUUGCUCUCCCUUUUCUCAGCAAAGAGAGUCGAUGCAGAGACCUGGGUCAUGAAUUGCCUCGUCUUUGGGUUAAAUAACAAAUAUACCUUACGACUACAGUCUGAGCCAGCCGUAUCCGACACCGGAAUCGCCCCUAUUCAGUUGGCAAGCUUGACUGUCCCCUUAAUUGCGAUCGAUCCAUAUCCCCACCAUGUCGUUGCAGCGGUGAAGCUCAUGCAACACGCCAUUGAGAGAGACUUUGGAGCCGAAAAGAUUAGCGCAGAUGCUUACAAUAAUCUGCGUUGUACCCUGAAGCAAACCUUGGAGCAACUGCCGCAAGUCUCCAAAUCGGUUCAGACAACAAGAGCGGAGUUUGAGACAGCUGAAUUUCCACCCCAGCCACUGUCGCCUUACACUACUAAAUCGGUUGUGUGA
Molecule: messenger RNA, 2400 nt
Organism: Fonsecaea monophora
Lineage: Eukaryota; Fungi; Ascomycota; Eurotiomycetes; Chaetothyriales; Herpotrichiellaceae
Exons: 9
Coding region: 1-2400 (799 amino acids)
Biological process (GO): fatty acid metabolic process
Molecular function (GO): oxidoreductase activity, acting on the CH-OH group of donors, NAD or NADP as acceptor; NAD+ binding
Source: RefSeq, a predicted model, not a curated record